Molecule: messenger RNA, 1738 nt
Organism: Caretta caretta (loggerhead turtle)
Lineage: Eukaryota; Metazoa; Chordata; Testudines; Cheloniidae
Gene: RPL7L1
Product: ribosomal protein L7 like 1
Biological process (GO): maturation of LSU-rRNA from tricistronic rRNA transcript (SSU-rRNA, 5.8S rRNA, LSU-rRNA)
Cellular component (GO): cytosolic large ribosomal subunit
Molecular function (GO): RNA binding; structural constituent of ribosome
Source: RefSeq, a predicted model, not a curated record
CGUCUAGGGAGGGAUAGAGAGGCUGCUGGCGGUGGUACCCGGACGCAUGCGCACUGGUGGCGUCACUCCAGACUCAGGCGGAGAAGGAAAUAUGGCGGAGCCGGAACCCAGAAGGAAGAUCCCCCUGGUGCCGGAGAACUUGCUGAAGAAGAGGAAGGCGUAUCAGGCCCUCAAGGCCACCCAGGCAAAGCAGGCGCUGUUGGACAAGAGGAAGCACCAGAAGGGGAAGCAGAUACAAUUCAAACGUAUUGAGACGUUUGUUCGAGAUUCACGACGCAAACACAGAGAUGAGGUCCGGCUGAAGCGCAUGGAACAGAAGCCCGGCCAAAUGGUGCUACCUCAGGGACACAAGCUGGCCUUUGUUGUGCGGAUUGCAGAGAUUAAAGGAGUGAGUCAAAGGGUGCGGAGAGGGAUACAGAUGCUGCGGUUGAGGAAGAUUUUCAGUGGCACAUUCAUUAAACUGACUCCAGCGUCACUGAAGAUGCUGCGCACUGUGGAGCCCUAUGUAGCAUGGGGACAUCCCAAUCUGAAAUCUGUACGAGAGCUCAUCCUGAAACGAGGUCAAGCAAAGAUCAACAAGAAGAGGGUCCCUUUGAUAGACAACACUCUGAUAGAGGAGCAUCUAGGAAAGUUUAAUGUAAUUUGCCUGGAAGAUCUUAUUCAUGAAAUUUAUUCAGCUGGGCAGCAUUUCACAGAAAUCACUAACUUCUUAUGGCCAUUUCAUCUCUCUGUUGCUCGCCAUGCUGCACGUAACAAAGUGGGUCUCCUCAAGGAGAUAGGUGAACCUGGGUACCGAGGCGAGGGAAUCAACAAGCUCAUACGUCAGCUGAACUAGUCAGGGUCCAUAUGAGGAUUUUAGGUUUUUGUCUCCUGCUCCAUGCUGUACGUUUAUUCUUGCAGACUGUUCGAUCUGAGCAAUGUGACAUUACAUCUCCUGUCUACUAACUACUUCUGCCUUCAAGGAGAAGUCACGCAUGAGGGAGAUGGAUUUACUGUUCCUUCUCUGGGAAGAAGUCACAUUGCUAUCAAAUGUGAGCAAGAAGUGACUUGAACUUCCAGGGAGCAGAGCUUCCCUGUACAUCUGAUGAAACAGACAUCACUAAACCAAAUUUUUACUAUUGUUGGUUUUACACCAUCUUCCUUUUGAAGGAUCUGUCCUUGGAAUGAACUUGUACCUGCAAACAAGGGGUUUGGAAGAUGGGGGUUCCCCCACCAUUAUUUAAUCCUUCAUUGUAGCUGACUGUGCCUGGGGAUCUUGAUUCAGCCCUCCCAAACAGAAUCCGUUUGUCUCUAGUGAUGCUGCACUUUCCUUCAGCUACAAAUUUCCCUUAGUAUCACAGUUGCCUGGUAAGAUGUUUAUCCUUCCUGAUGCACAGUUAAGGCUGAGGAGUGUAUUUUAAAUACAUCCCUUAGUCACUGUUCCUGGGCAAGCUGCUAGCAGUAAACAAACUAAUAGAUGUUCUAGAAUUUCUGAAAUAUCCAGACUAUGUUUAGCCCACUGCAAAAGUGGUGAUCCUCUGCUGCUAUAUCAUAGGAUGCCUUUUAGAUUCUCAUAAAUCAGCCUUUUCAGGGACUCCCCAUUUCCCUUAAAGGAAAACGUAUUUGACCUUUACCUCAUUGAUUAAAGCUGUAAAGAAGUCCUUUCUUACUCAGUGACUUUCAAAUAAAUUGUUAUCAAACUCUGCUGUUGAUUGAGGUUAGGGUAUGUGUAAUAAAUCAAGUAGGAGAGAGGAAUUCA